Messenger RNA from Rotaria sp. Silwood2, 795 nucleotides. The record is from the annotation of a GenBank genome assembly. NCBI's taxonomy places the organism in Eukaryota, Metazoa, Rotifera, Eurotatoria, Philodinida, Philodinidae.
AUGCCAUUAACUAUUCGAUUAUAUAGAAGUCGAAAGUUUAUCAUACCUUUUCUGAUUAUAAUUAUUUUACUUGGCAGUUUUGUUAUAUUUCAAUCCCUUAAUAAUUAUUUUGAUAGCAUAAAACAGUCAAAUUUAUAUCUUCAACGACAAUCAUCAAAAUUGAAUUCUUCAUUUAUUCACCGAGCUAUCUUAAUAUUUUAUCCAUCUAAUCAAGAAUCACAUUAUUUACCAGAAAUUCGAUGGUUAUAUCGUUCAUGGGUUGAAAUGAUGAAAUAUGAAUCGAAAAACUGGAGAACAGAUUUAAUUAUAUAUACAGGAGAAUAUUCUUCAUCAUUUCAACAACUUGGUUGUAUUCUUAAUCAAAUACGUAUAAAUAAUACUGAGCAACCACAAUGUCGAGUAUUUCUUUAUCUUCGUUUAUCAAUGCGUGAAAUCAGUUCUUUAACUCAAAAACAAACAAUAUUAGCUAAUCAAGGUAAAAAAGAAUUAUUUAACAUUAAUACUCAACGUUCAAUACAAUUGUAUAAACAAAUAAAACAAUAUGAAUACAUUGAUUCUGUGAAUAUUAUAGCUGAAUCUUAUCCAACAUUUGAAUAUUAUGAUUUUAUACUUAAAACUGAUAUUGAUGUUUUUAUAACCACACAGUUUGCUAAAUAUGUACCUCUUACAAAUCUAACAUUAUUGGUUGGUCGUGGUGGUUAUUCAACAAAAUUUAAUACACGUCGUUUAGGACGUAUUGCUCGAGAUAUGAAUUGGAAAUAUCAAAAUAUGACUAAUAUUGGAUCAACAUGGUGA